UUCACUAACGGAUAAAUAACAUUGAUGUCCCAUCCGAGUUUUUGAAACACACAACUCCCUCCGACGACCGUUAUGGGCUGCUCACCCUCAAAGCUCGACGGUUUACCAGCCGUAGCUCUAUGCCGCGACCGCUGCAACUCACUAGAGGAGACGCUCCGCCGUAGCUACGCACUAGCCGACGCUCACUCCGCUUAUCUCCUCUCUCUAAACACAGUCGGUCCAGCUCUCCACAGAUUCUUCGACCAAGCCGUCGAGUCUCCGCCGGAGGCUGACUCCGAAGCCAACGAGUCUCGAGACACGUCUUCGCCGGAAUCAUCUUCCCCGACUCACUCCGUCGUGAGCACCAGCUCAGACUCCGAUCUGCCUCCAAAAUUCGAUUCCGACUGCGAGGAAGAUGGAAACAAAGGUAUGGAUUGUCAUCUCUUUAGAUGUCAUACCAAUCACGAACCGUUCCACUCCCGGAAUUACGAAUCCGGCAUUAACACGCCGCCGCCGCCGCCGCCGAGUACCAACGCUUGGGAUUUCAUCAACUUCUUCGAGAGCUAUGAGUUUCCGUACAACACGAAUCUUAAGGAGUUGAAGGAUAAAGAGACCACUCGCUGCAAUGAUGAAGAUAAGCCAAAGAAGAAAAAUGCUCCUAUUCGCAAAAACGAUGACAAGAUUAGAAGAGAGGAAGAGAAGUGUGUCCUAAAAAUCUUAGAGAAGAAGAAGAAACUUAAACCGGAGAAAACCAGAGAACCAAAGGAUCAAAAAGUUUCGUCGGAUUUCUCAGAAGUCACAAAGCAAUGGCAGGAGAUGUUCAAGAAAGCUUCAGAAGCAGGGAGUGAGGUUUCAAAGAUGCUCGACACUUCCAGGUUCAGAUAUUACCAGAAAACCUCAGUUUAUCAAGCUUCUUCAAACGUACUUUACGCAAAGAAGAUGGCUCCAGUGGAAGAUUUUGUAUCUAGUUUCAGUAAUCUUUCAUCUACUCUGACGAAACUUUUCAUGUGGGAGAAGAAACUGUACCAAGAAGUCAAGGCUGAGGAGAAACUCCGCACAUCUCACAUAAAGAGAUGCAAAAAACUGAGGAGACUGGAAGGGAAAAGUACAGAUCCAAGCAAAAUCGAAGCCAUUCGUUCUUCGAUUCAGUGUUUGUCUACAAGAAUAACAGUCUCUAUCCAAAUGAUAGACAACAUAUGCCUUAUGAUAAACAAGCUACGCGAUGAAGAACUCUGGUCCCAGAUUAAAGAAUUGAUCCGCAGGUUGUCUGAGAUGUGGAGCUCUAUGCUAGAAUGUCACAGUAGACAAUCCCGAGUAAUCGCAGAGGCUAAGAAGUUUGAUAAGAUGACAUUUAAGGGAAACCUAGACAUAUCUCAGCUUGAGCUUGCCAUGGAACUGAAACUGGAGCUGAGAAACUGGAAACAAAGCUUAUCUAACUGGAUAGAUGCUCAGGAUCAGUAUGUUAAGGCCUUAAACAGUUGGCUAAUGCGCUGUCUGAAGCAAGAGCCUCAAGAACCAACACCAGAUCUCUCAGAAGAGCCACCAUUGUUUGGAGCUGUUAACAGCUGGUCUCAGUCUCUUGGGAGAUCAGAUGGAGAAAAGGAAUUUACGGAAGCGGUUUACGCGCUCUUGAUGCAGAUAAGCCGUCUGGUGGAGAAACGGAGGAUGGAGUUGGAGGAGCAGAGGAAGGUUAAUGGAGGGGAUAAGGAUGUAGAGAGGAAACUUGUGACGUUAGAGAAGGAAGAGCAGACGAUGCAGAGGAAGAUGAAGACAGUACCAUCUGUUGAACUAAUGGGGAGUUUGAAUCCGAAGGCCAACAUGGAGGAGAUUUUCAAAUGUAUGGAGAAGUUAUCUACAAACUUGAAGCAGAGUUAUGAGGAGGUAGUCUUGAUGUGCACGUAAUGCUCUGUUUUGUUUUAGUUCUUAUAAAUUAUUCUAUCUAUUUUUUCUCUUGUUCUU
Brassica oleracea var. oleracea is the source of this 1938-nucleotide messenger RNA. RefSeq lists its product as uncharacterized. The transcript is spliced from 4 exons. The record is from RefSeq and is a predicted model, not a curated record. Bases 73 to 1881 code for a protein of 602 amino acids. Lineage: Eukaryota; Viridiplantae; Streptophyta; Magnoliopsida; Brassicales; Brassicaceae.